Molecule: messenger RNA, 3653 nt
Organism: Amphibalanus amphitrite
Lineage: Eukaryota; Metazoa; Arthropoda; Thecostraca; Balanomorpha; Balanidae
Product: TOX high mobility group box family member 3-like
Exons: 14
Coding region: 270-2495 (741 amino acids)
Biological process (GO): regulation of transcription by RNA polymerase II
Cellular component (GO): nucleus
Molecular function (GO): chromatin DNA binding
Source: RefSeq, a predicted model, not a curated record
UUCCAGUGCUGUCAUGCGUCAAUUGAUAUGCUUAUUACCGGUGUUUUGGUCGUGUUUUUGGAUGUAAUUGGUUUGUGCUUAUUAGUAUGAUAUUUUGAAAUUUUUAUCAUCAGUCACUGUUGGACCAAGGCCGCCUAAUUCAUUUUGUUGAUUUGUUGGACAACUUUUGCCCAUAUUGGCCUUGCAUGGAGAUGGACUGCUGAUGCCAACACGAGACGCCCGAUUCGUUUGAUUUGGCACUGAACAUCCCCGCCGGUGGUGUGUACGGCAUGUCGGAGCAGACGUACCAGCCGCCGAGUCUGGGUGACGAGGAGUUCGACCUGCCGUCGCUGAUGUCGGACCACGGCAGCCAGCAGCAGCAGCAGGGUCUCUACUCCUCUUCACUACAGAUGUCGAUGCCGAUGACGUCCACGGUGGAGACGAUGACGUCUGUGGGGUACCACCCGCACCAGCAGCAUCACCAGCAGCACCACCAGCAGCCUGUCUACUUCCAGGACCGGGACAUGUACCACCAGGGAGCGCCGCAGCAGGCGUCUCCGCAGCAGCAGCAGCAGUUUCAGCAGCCGCAGCAGCAGCAGCACCCGGGGAUGUACAUGCAGCAGCAGCAGCAGCAGCAGCAGCGUUCGCAGCAGCAGCAGCACGACAUGAUGGCGCAGCAGAUGCGUCAGCCUCUGUACCAGGGCGGCGCGCACGGCCUGAUGGGCCCGCCGCAGAGCGGCUCCCCGGGCCAGGUGACCAACUCCCCGGGCCACACCACCAGCGAGGACAGCAGCGACGACUCGGCUCCUCUGGCGCAGUGGAUCCGCACCAAACGACGCUCGCCGGAGCCGGCACCAAUGCCGGCCGUCAGCCUGAAGGCGCCCAAGAAGGCCAAGGCCACCAAAAAGAAGAAACGCGAUCCGAAUGAGCCGCAGAAGCCGGUGUCGGCGUACGCGCUCUUCUUCCGGGACACCCAGGCGGCCAUCAAGGGCCAGAACCCGAACGCCAGCUUUGGCGAGGUCAGCAAGAUCGUGGCCUCCAUGUGGGACGCACUCAACACGGACGACAAGAACGUCUAUAAGAAGAAGACUGAGAACGCCAAGAAGGAGUACCUGAAGGCGCUGGCGGCCUACCGGGCCAGCCUCAUCUCCAAGACCAACAAUGAGGAGGCUGCGGCGGCGGCGGCCGCUCAACAGCAGCAGCAGCAGCAGCAGCAGGCCGGCAUGUUCGCCAACUACGGCGGCUACGGCGGCGCGCAGCCGUACCCGGGCGCCGGCGGAUACGCGCCCGGGCCGUACCAGGGCGGCGCGGCCGCCGGGCCCGCGCAGGCCGGCGGAAUGGCCAAAAAGUCGCCCCUGCUCAGCUCACUGAUGGCAGAAGGACAUCAGCAGCAACAGCAGGACCUGCUGGGCGCGCCGCUGCAGCCGCCGACCCUGUACAGCGCCGGUGGAAUGAUGGGCGCCGGCGGCUACCACGGCGGCCCGCCGCCCGCCUCUCAGCCCAUGCUGCCGCCCGCCUCUCAGCCGCUCUACAUGCACCACCAGAUGCCGGAUCUGGGCAGUCCCCAGCACCACCUGGGCAGCCCGCAGCAGCAGCAGCACCAGCUGGGCAGCCCUCAGCAGCAUCACCAGCUGGGCAGCCCGCAGCAGCAGCAGCACCAGCUGGGCAGCCCGCAGCAGCACCUGUCCCAGUCGCCGCCCGGCCUGUCGGCGGUGCUGUCGCCCCAGCCGCUCGGCUCGCCGCCCAUGGCGCCCGGCCCGGCCGUGCCACAGAUGCAGCAGAUGACGCCUCAGCAGCAGCAGCAGCAGCACCUAGCGCAUCAGCAGCAGCAGCAGCAGCAGCAGAUGGCUCAGCAGCAGAUGACGCCUCAGCAGCAGCAGCAGCAACAGCAGCAGCUUGCACAUCAACAACACAUGAUGAUGAUGCAGCAACAGCAGCAGCAGGAGCUCCAAAGACAACAACAGCAACAAGAGCUACAGCAGCAGCAAGAGCUUCAGCAGCAGCAGCAGCAACAGCAGCAGCAGGAGCUGCAGCAACAACAGGAACUGCAACAGCAACAGCAGCAGCAGCAGCAGCAGAUGGUAUCUCAGCAGCAGAUGCCGCCCCAACAGCAGCAGAUGACCCCUCAGCAGCAGCAGCAGCCGCCUCAGCAGCAGCAGCUGGCGCCUCAGCAGCAGGAGCAGCAGCUGCAGCCGGCGGCGGCGGCCGUCUCCCCGCCGCGGUCGGCCGCGCCGCAGCAGGACUCGCCGCCGGCGGCCGCCGAGGGCGCUGCUCCGGCGGCCAGCCCGGGCCGCUCUGCCGGCUCUCCGGCGGCGCCCCCGGCUGCCGAGCAGACGGUCACCUGCCUGCGCGUGGGCUGCCGGAACCCGCCCGUCAGUAACCCCGAGUGGGAGGACGAGUACUGCAGCAACGAGUGCGUCGUCAAUCACUGCAGGGACGUGUUCAAGAACUGGGUGUCGUCGAACGCCGCCGCCGCGCUGCAGACGCCGCCGGCUCCGGCCGCGCCAGUCAAAUAGCCCGGCCCGCCGACCGCGACACGUACAAACCAGCCAGCAAUAGCGCCUCGCCGGCCGGCCGACCGGCCGACUCACCUAGUCGAGCGGAGCGGGCGCGGCGCGCGCCGGGCCGGCGCCGGCGGGGGAGGGUGUACAUAGAGCGGCUGCGGCCGACCCCGGUCCACCGCACAGAGACCCACCUAUUUAUUGGCGUUGUUUCACAUUGUCAGCGAGCUUGUCGGGCCGCAGAGGGCGGUUAGUGUAGGAGGGCCGCGGACGGGCUGAGAGUGCUAAGGGGAGACGUACCGGUCUGCCAGGGGCGGGAGAGAGCGAGAGAGAGAGAGAGAGAGAGAGAGAGAGAGAGAGAGAGAGAGAGAGAGAGAGAGAGAGAGAGAGAGAGAGAGAGAGAGAGAGAGAGAGAGAGAGAGAGCACAUUCCCGCUGCGUCGCGCCCUGCGCGUUGGUUGUGUGACGCGGCGAUGACCUGUGUCGCCGAGUGUGUUCGCUCAAUGGUCACUGUACCUACUGUUCUGGACGUGAGACAAGAGUCUAGCCGCGCGCGUUGUUGAGAUUGGCUAGCCUGUACACAGCUGUAUAUACCUUGACCCCGUUUUAGCGUGUAAGUGGACAUGAGGUCUGCCUGAGUUUGCAUUUGUUUCAUCAGUGUCCGCUGUGGUUGGGGAGUGGGGGGUUUUAGCGCGAGCUGCGGGAGGGGGCGCCGGUUCGUCUGAGCCGGUGCGCAGCGCUGGUUUUCGUCUGGCUCUCCCAGUCCGGGCUCUGUUCGGUGGCACAGUCCUACCGGCCUACUAUGCGGCUGGUCAUGCCUUUAAACUUCGCCUGUUGUUUCGAUUGCAUGAUGCCCGAUUCUGGAGCGUUUUUAGUUCUGGGUCUACAAUCAGGAUCUGACAGUUUCGAUGCUAUUACGUCAAAGAAAGUUUUAUUUGUAUUUACCGUAGGGCAGUCUCAUUGAAGAAAUGUCUAAACGUCGCUGGUAAGGUGCCACCGAACGGGGCUCGUACGGGAGAGGUGGCCGCUCCGGGCUGCCACUGAGGGUGCGUUCGUGACCGGAUAUGGGACGCUGCGCGGACGUCUGACUUGUUGGCUGCAUUGUUUGGUGUUCUUUUCCGUGUGAGAACGCGUGUAUGUGCAUAUUACUUCAAUAAGAUCAGUCGUCAAGCCA